CCUGGUUUACCCAACGCAUUUUCCGGUCCAAUAGUUCCUAAUGAGCUUAGUACUCCAGUCAACAGUCCCAGGAGCAAGAGGAAUAACAAAUGGAAAGAUAACCACAGCAUUGACAAGGAUUAUUAAUAUGUCACGUUGUGACAAAGAAUGUGACAGCAUUAUCCGUAACCUGUAACGGAUAUCCCUCCCUGGCUCUCUCUCGCCUCUAAACCCAUGCAACUGAAAGUCCCGCCCUCUCGCUAGUCAGAAGAGCCGAUUUGGAGCAUCCCUGUUCGGGUGCGUUUUGUUGUGGGGCGAGAACGCCUGGGAACGAGGCGAAGUAAGCAUCGUUCGUCUGGCCUAUAUUCCUGCUCUCAAUCCUCGACAGUACACCUGGGAAGUAACUGCUGGUUAGAGUAAAUGUAAUAAAGCGUUUAUGACGAGAGGACGAAGCAUAAGUGGCUCAUGUCCCGCUCUUCGACCACCGUGUCUGGGAUGAUGCCCAACAGACUAGUCCGGUGCCUGGCAGGUGCUUAUGGCUGUCAGUGGAAGCGGUACCGGGGGACUCGCAUGCAGCAAGGGGAUUGUUGUUGCAACAAGUUGGAAGGGGCAAGCUUUGCUCUACUUCUAACAGCCUUCUGCUUGACCCUGGUGUUCCUGUACUUUUGGAGCCAAGCACAGAACGACUACAAUGAUUUUGACUGGUUUAACUUUAUGAACCUGGGCUUCUGGGUCCCGUGGUCCGUGGUGCUGCUGGUCGUCGCCGCGUCCUUCUUCACGUACACGGCUGUGCUUAUGCUGCUUGCAGUGUGUUUGCUAUCUGAGGGCCAAAAACUCUACUUACACUGGAGUCACAAGAUUGGAAUUGGGGUGAGCCUAGUGUUCUCUGUGGGUGCUAUCGCCGUAUUGACCGGCCUGUGGGGCGAUGAGUGGGAGACACUUGUGCUCUCUUUCCAGGUGACUGCACCUUAUUUGCACGUGGGGGGCGUUCUGUUGGCCACGGCCCUGGGCUGGCCAGUCGCUUUGCAUUUCUUUUGCAUGAACAGCAGAGUCAGACGGGCCCUGGUCCUGGCCCUGUACCUGGGGGGUCUGGUGGCUCUUUACCUGUCUCCCUUGGGGAUGUACUCCCCCUGCAUCAUGGAGAAGGGCACCCUGGGACCUGCUCCAGGCCUCAUCGGCCACAGAGGCACGCCCAUGCUGGCUCCGGAAAACACGGCCAUGUCCUUUGAGAAGGCGGUGGAGGCAGGAAGCCUGGGCCUGGAGGCAGACGUCACGAUAAGCUACGACGGGGUGCCGUUCCUCAUGCAUGACGUCACUCUGCUGAGGACCACCAACGUCCGGGAGGUUUUCCCCGACCGCACGCACGCCCCCGCUGCCCUGUUCUCCUGGGCCGAGCUGGAGAGCCUCAACGCCGGAGCCUGGUUCCUCUCGCACAAUCCUUUCGGCACGGUGGCGUCGCUGGGUGCGGCGGAGCGGGAGCGAGCGGGGAACCAGUCGGUGUGCAGCCUGCGGACCUUCCUGGAGCUGGCCGCAGCCCGGCGGGACACGCUGGUGAUCUUUGACCUCUACCGACCGCCCAGAGGUCACCCGUACCGGGACAGCUGGAUCCAGCGUACACUGGAGGUCAUCCACAACGAGUCGUCCAUACGGUCGCAGCAGGUACUAUGGCUGCCCCCGGACUUGCGGGCCGUGGUGCAGGAGAUAGACCCUGAGCUCCAGCAGACGUCCAGCCGGCUCCCCCUAGAGGAGCUCCGGCGCAACCGCAUCGUCAAAGCCAACCUGCACUACAGGGACAUGUCCACCGAGCUCAUCGGGGAGUAUGCUGCGGCGAACAUCACCACCAACCUCUACGUGAUCACCCAGCCGUGGCUCUACUCCCUGGCCUGGUGCGCGGGCGUGCACUCGGUCACCACCAACGCCCCGCACAUCCUCCGUGCACUGCACACACCGCUGUUCCUCAUGACUCCAGGCGAGUAUAAUGUGAUGUGGAUCCUGACUGAUGUAGCUUCCUUCAUACUGGUUCUUCUCCUCUUCUUCUUCCAUUGGUGGCGCAAACAGAGUCUUGCCUGCAGUAAAUCUGCCCUGGAGGAACCGGGCACCUACAGGAAGAUCAGACCAGAGAUGGGUGACGUGUGGUCCGUCCCCACCAUCCCUGCCCAGAGAGAGCAACGCAUCGCACUGACUUCAUCGCUCGACUGGCCAGUGCGAGGGAAGGAGUCCCCUGGCUGAACCCAUACUCGCACUGCCAAUGUUGGAUGUGGACAGAACACAGCAGCCUCAGAUUAGUUGCACGCAGCUGUAGGGAUUUAGUUUCGCUCUUAAGGUUGGAUAUAUUUCUUUAAGGAAAAAUGCAUUGAAUCCCAGCUGAACAUUUCUGGCUGUGAUCCCCAAAGUCUGCCGCAGAACCGUUUAAAACCCGUAUCUCAAUAGAUGAACUGGGAAUUCAGGGACCACAAUGGAAAUCAGCUUUCGGGUUUUAUUGGUUCAUCCCUUAAUAUUUAUCUAUUUUAAUGUAUGACACAGAGUGCUGUUCAUAUUUUAUAUAAAAAUGGUCAAAAUAUAUCAAUCAAUCCCAUUCGAAGAGCAUCUGCUAAAAUGGUAAAAAAAACUAGCAAUAUUAAAUGAUGUGAAAUCAUCGCAUGGUGAAAACGGUUGACCCCCAGCCCUUUAAAGACCUAAUUAUAGACAUUAUAUCGUGAUGCCCACCGUUCACAUUGUCUUUGAUCCAAAGUGACUCGAGGCUCAGAACACCCGAAGCAUACGAUCAGGAUCGCAGCAACUAGUGCCUGAUUACCACGCCUCUAAAAAAACGAAAGAGACAUAGGGAGUGAUUCACUGAAUAGGAAUCAGAAAAUCAGGGUGCAUUAAAAAUAUGUCAUUAGCCCUUUUGCUAAAUCAACUAUCAGAGAAUGUAAAACAGCUGUUUUUUGUUGUUGUUUGAAGUUGAAGAAAUCCUAAGAUAAUUGAUGAUUUAUUCUAGAAAGCCCCUGGGAAACAUCUGUUUGGAUGAUUUGAUUGAUGAUUCUGGAUUUGCUCUUUUUAGUACAGUUGGACAAAUGGAGAGUAUAUUAUAUUAUAUAUGAUAUACACCUUUUUUUUCUCAUUAGAGUGCUCAUACAAGCCACAUGACAUGACACAACAUAAGAAUAUAUCUUUCCAUUCAACGAAGUAUGUAGAUAUGCUAUGUAAAGAAACACAAGCACAAUAUAUUGCAUAUGAGAUAAGCUUACAGAAUGUAUUCAUAGUUAAGUAUGUAUGAUAUCAUUUAUAUUCACUCUACUUAAAUCGCACAUGAAAAGAGUAAAAUGCAAUACUUAAUGUGAAUAGUUGUGGAAUAUGAAUUUAUUGGUUGCUUUAUGUGCCACUGAAUCACUCUGUAUAAUACAAGACUUAUUUUGUCAUGAGUAGCCAUUUCCUAAUUGUAAACUAACUCCCAUCUCUCAUUCUAUCCAUCUCUUUAUCGCAAUAUCGCUCUAUUUUGCAACCUAUCUUUUUAUAACUGUUGAACAACUUGAAUGAGAUGCGUUUAUUGUAAAACACAUUAGAAUGAUAGAACGUUUCUGGUCUAAAUGCUAUUCAAUGCCUUAGAUUUGGUCAUACAACCAAGACACAAGUGAGUGUUUUAAACGCCUGAAACCUAGUUUUUUGGACAGUGUCACUAUACAUAACUGUAUUUAGUUACGCACCUAUAAAUAAAUAUAAUCAUUGUCUAAAUAAUCAUCUAGUACCA
This is a messenger RNA of Gadus chalcogrammus (walleye pollock), 3709 nucleotides long. RefSeq names its product glycerophosphodiester phosphodiesterase domain-containing protein 5-like. The transcript is spliced from 15 exons. Lineage: Eukaryota; Metazoa; Chordata; Actinopteri; Gadiformes; Gadidae. The coding region runs from base 445 to 2208 and encodes 587 amino acids. Gene Ontology annotation, biological process: lipid metabolic process. The record is from RefSeq and is a predicted model, not a curated record. Gene Ontology annotation, cellular component: membrane. Gene Ontology annotation, molecular function: glycerophosphodiester phosphodiesterase activity.